AGCGUUCAUAAUGUUCAUAACUUUACACACAUACAAGGUGUCAGCUGUGCAAAUUGCAUAAACUAUUAUUAUUAAUAAUGUGAAAUUGUGUGCAAUAAUUAAAUAAUUUUGUGCUAUGGAAGAAGAAAUUGAUAUCUACGCGUUUACAGAUGUAACAUGUAAUGAAAAGGAUUUGGAAAAAUGUAAACAAUGCGUGAUAUUUGAGAACGAAUUGAAUGAUUUGAGGAAUCAAUUAAAGGACGUUGAGAAAUGCAAUAAAAUAUUGGAGGACAAUUACUCGUCUCUGUUGUUGACAGCUAAGGGCGAAGUAGCUAGAAAGGAACGAAUGAUAGACGAUCUUCGACGACAAUUGAACGAUAGAGUAUUUCGACGAGGAAGAUACAAGCAAGAUGCACCUGUUUCUAGGCAGAGAAAUAUCAGUGAAUCAGAAUCAAAUAUUCCGAAACCUCCACCGGACGAGAGUGAAACUGUAAAAAAUACUGCUCCGAAAACAGAACUUGCCGACGUGACCGAAUACGUUUGUAAUUCCGAACCGUACAUUGACGAAGAAGAUGAGGACGAUGUUUUGCAAAAAUAUGAGCCACACAAGAUUUUCGAAACCAUAUAUUCUCAGAGACUUAGGAAAAAAUUGCUGGAUGAAGAUAAAAAGAAACUGCAGGACAAGGAAAUUGAGAAGGAGAAUAAAAUCGAAGAAACAACACAAUCAACUUUGGAAGAGUCGGAAAAAAUUGUAAAACCACCAGUGCCUGAUAAUAAUUGUAAUGUAGAUAAUAAGGAAAAUGUGUCCUCUUCAAAUCAGUUGCAAAAUCAAACGACAACUUUAAUUUCUCAAAAUGUAACGAAUUCUUCAAACGAAGACGUGAAGAGUAAAUCAAUUUUGUUUAAUAGACUGACAAUGAAAAGAACACUUGAAGAUAAGGAUGAGACUAUUCCUGUUAAACGUACAAAAACUGAAACCAUCUACGAGUACGAGAGAGAAAACUGGGGUCCUGAGAAUGAAAAAGAAUCGCUAAUGAAACAAAAUCAAAAGUCUGAAAAUUUUAAUUAUGAUAGUAAUAUAAAUACGAAUUUUUCGAAAGUUAAUGAUGACAAAGGUAAAAAAAUGGAAGAUUCUAGUCAUAGUUCAUUGGCCUCACGACUGCAGACAAUGUCAGAAGUCUCUACAUUUCUACAAGAGAGACGCAGAGACGUGGAAAAAAGGGACAGAGACGACAGGGAGAGAGGAAGGCACGAAUAUGACAAAUCUAGAAAUAAAUACGAUUCAGAAAGAUAUUACGAAAGAGACAGAGAUCUCAGAGGAAGACUCGAGCACAAAAGGUACGACAGAGAUUACCACAGACACGAUAAAUUCGAAAAGAGGCGAUACGACACAAAUCGACACGGAAGAUUUGAUGAUACAAGAUACGAACGAGAUCGUCACGAUAAAUACAGCAAUCGUUCCAGAAGAUCCGAAAGUCCAAGUCCAGAGAGAAGUUACCCUAAACAAAAAAGUGAUAACUUCGAUCAACGAAAUCGAAGGGGGAAUAGAAUCGAAGAUUGGCGGGAUAAACUCGAUCGUCCUAAUGAUUCGGAUGCUAAAUUAAUUGCACAGGAAUUCAACGACAGAAGAGAGCGGAGAUUCAGUAGGAAUAAUUGUUCCUUAAGGAGCAAAAGUUGCGGCAGUGGUAGAGAGAGAAAAGAAAUGGAAAUACACUAUUCCGAGAGAAGUAGAAGUAGAGGUGGAGAAUUGAAAAUUACCGAUCCAAAUAAAAAGAUUACAUUGGAAAGUUACCGAGCCCGGAGAGAUCAAGAUUCACGAAGUGAAGAGAGAAAAGAGAAGAGAAAAAGUCACGAUAAGGAGGAGAAAAUCAAAGAGACCUCCAAAAAGGAGACGGAAAAUAUCAAUUCUAGCAAAAAUGUAAAUAUCCCAAUUAUUCCGACAACCGACUCAGGAAAGAAGAACCAAAAAAUUCCCGAAGAAUCGAUUAUUCAUGAGAAAUUAGAGGACGGCGAAAUUUCAUCUCCGGCAAAGACACAUUUUGUUGAUAAAAUUACUCCGAAAAUUGCAACUGAAGUUACAAAUAAUAAAAUUAUUAAAACAGAUGAUUUAUCCGCGGAAAAUAAAAUCAACUUCCAAGGGAAUAAAAUCGAAAAGGAAAUCUCUAAAAUCGAAAGUAAUAAAACUAAAAAGAAGGCAGAAUUUAGUGGAAGUAAAGAGACACAAUUAUCAAUUGACAAAAAAAUUAUCGACAUUGGGAAGAGUACAAUCACCCACACUAUUCGUAGCGAAAACAAGUCGGAAACAAAUCCUAAAGACAAAAAUGAUAUAAAAUCUACUGAUAUGCCAACAAUUAACGACAAGAAUAAAUCUUCCAAGGAAAUUACGAAUUCAAAUCCCAAAAUGGUCCAAGAUAUAAUCGGCGAAAUUUUAAACAGUACUUUCGAAAGAUUUGGAAAUCUCAAUUCCAUUAUUGAAUCGGCAGAGAAAGUUUUGGAGGAAAAUAAAGAAGGCAAGAGUGCAAAAGAAAUAUUGAAAGAAGUUGAAAACGAAUCGAUAGAAGAAAUGAAACUUACAUUCAAGGGCGAUACGCAAAAUGUUCAAGAAUUGACUAAACAAAAAAUGUCAAGUCCAACGAAAAAGAAGAAAAAGGUCAAGAAUUCGGAUUUAAUAAAAAAAUCGGAGGACAAAAUGAAAAUUUCGAAUGCGGCGAAAGAGGAAAAAAAUUGUCAACAAUUCGAAGAAAGCGAGCAGGGGAAAAAGAAUUCGACGAUUGGGGAAAAUCAACUGAAAGUGGCUGAAAAUGCAAAAUCAUUUUCGAAGGAGUGUAAAAUUAGUGGAGAAAAAAGUAAAAUUGUGGAAAAGGGAAAUAAAAUUACAAAAGGGGAUAAAAUUGCGGAGAAAGGGAGUAAAAUUACAAAAGAGGACAAAAUUAUGGAAAAAGGUAAUAAAAUUACAAAAGAUGAUAAAGUUGCGGAAAAGGGAAAUAAAAUUACAAAAGAAGAGAAAAUUACGGAGAAAGUAAAUAAAAUUACGAAGAAGGGAAAUAAAAUUACAAAAGAUGAUAAUGUUGCCGAAAAAGGAAGUAAAAUUACAAAAGAAGAUCAAAAAAUAGCAGAAGAAGACGAAGAAGUUAAAACAUCAGGAAAGGGAAGCAAAUUUACAAAAGAAGAAAAUAAAAGUGCAGAGAAAGGAAAUAAAAUAUCGAGAGAAGAAAACGAAGAUGGAAAUAAAAUCAUGAAAGAAGAUAAAAAAGUAACAAAAGAAGAAGUUAAAAUUACAAACAAGGAAAAUAAAAUUACAAAAGAGGAUAAAAAAAUUGUGAAAGGAGAAGAAGUUACAAUUACAAACAAGGAAUGUAAAAUUACAAAAGAGGAUAAAAAAAUUGCGAAAGGAGAAGAAGUUAAAAUUACAGACAAAGAAAAUAAAAUUACAAAAGAUAAAAUUACAAAAGAAGAAGUUAAAAUUACAGUCAAAGGAAAUAAAAUUAAAAAAGAAGAUAAAAUAACGAAAGAAGAAGUUAAAAUUACAAAGGAAGACAAAAAAAUUGUAGAAAAGGGAAACAAAUUAACAACCGAGGAAAUUAAAGUUGCAGGAAGUGAAAAUAAAGUUAUAAAGGAAGAUAAAAAAUCAGCGAAGGAAAAAGGAGUUAAAAUUACAGAAAAACAGAGCAAAAUUACAAAAGAAGAAAAUAAAAUUGCAGAAAAGGGGAACAAUGUUUCAAAGGAAGAAAUUAAAUUUGCAGAAAAGGAAAACAAAGUCGCGAGAGAAGAACCUAUAGUCGCAGAAAAUGAAAAUAAAAUUACAGAAGAAGUUAAAACUACUGAAAAACCAAGCAAAAUUACAGAAGAGAAUAAAAUUGGAGAAAAGGAGAGCAAUACUACAAACGAAGAGAAUACAAGUUCAAAAGAGGAAAAUAACAUUACAAAAGAAGAUAAAAUUACAAAAGAGGACAAAAUUACAAAAGAGAAUAAAAUUACAAACGAAAAUAAAAUUACAAACGAAAAUAAAAUUACUAAAGAAAAUAAAAAUACAAACGAAAAGAAAAUUACAAAAGAAAAUAAAAUUGCAAACGAAAAUAAAAUUACCGAAAUUGAAACCACGUACCCGAAAAAUGUCCAAAAACCAGCCGAAGAAUCGUGUACGACAGAAGCGAAAAAGGUCUCCUUCUUCCCGCCAAAUUCCAUAAAGAUGAAUGAAGUGGAGCCAAAAGCAAUUGCUCCAGCAAAUAUUUCAAGUGUCGUGAAAGAUAGAAGAAGAAAUAUAAAAGAAUCACAAAAAUCAAUAGAAGUCCUACAGAAUAAAAACAAGGAGCCAAAAUUAAAAGAAGUGAAAAAACAAAUCCAAAAAGUCAAACCAGAACCAACGGAUGCAAAAGGAAAAACUAAGAAAGCAGACGAUAAACUACGAAAGAAAAAAAUAGUGAUCAUCAAACGAAAGAGACCUGUGAUUUUAACAGACACAAAUGCCUCGACGACAAUUGUCUCAAAAGAAAAUUUAAUCAUCAACCUUAAACUAAAUACCAGCGGCGAGAAAAAUAAUUUAUUAUCUUAAAAAUUAUUUAUGUUAAUUUCUAAUUAUCAAAUCUAGAAGAAUGAUAUUCUAAACUGUAAAAAAUUUUUCAAACUUCCAUUCAACCUUAGGUAAUGUGUAAAAAAAAAUAAAAAUAAUAUAAAUACAAUUAUUAUGUGAGUAGAUUUAAGGAAGAAUCGGAUGGACAGAAAAAAAUGUUCGUUUUUUUAUUAUUGACAUUCUCGUUUUGUUAUCCACGUUUGUCCGUUUCAUUCUUAUAAAUAUAUAUAUAUAAUUUUGUAUAGUGUUCAAAACAUUGGUGUUAAUAAAAAAAAAUUGUGAAAAUUUCAAUUUUUUUAAUCUACGA
Leptopilina heterotoma is the source of this 4856-nucleotide messenger RNA. RefSeq lists its product as uncharacterized. The transcript has 3 exons. NCBI's taxonomy places the organism in Eukaryota, Metazoa, Arthropoda, Insecta, Hymenoptera, Figitidae. Bases 116 to 4531 code for a protein of 1471 amino acids. The record is from RefSeq and is a predicted model, not a curated record.